AUGCAUCGACUGUCAGCAGCGUUGACGGCGCCAACGCGUUCUUCAUCGCGUCUGUCGCUGGGGCGUCUAUUCAAGCAGCAGCCUAUUGAGGAAUUGCCGGAGCUUAGAAGCAUCUUGGCCGUGCAGAACCUGGUGGCUAAAAUCCCAGAGCAACCAAAGCCGCGUCGCCUAAACGAGAAUGACGCAUACCGUCAGUGGAUUGAGACGUACCGCAAUAGUAACUCGCUGAGUGCUCAGUCGCAACUGGACAAGGACGCUUUCAACGCAUUCGUGAAGGAGGCCAGCGACUACCUGCAGAAGCUGGAGAAUGAGGCUUUCGACGGUUGUGACAAGAUCGGACCAAUGGAGGACGAGGAGCUCAGUAGCCCCAAGGCCGACGCGUUCGUGGAGGCAGUCAAGAUGAAGCUGUCCAGACACAUUUGCACGCAGGCAGUGUCGAGCUUUGACUUGCUGGACAAGGACAAGGAUGGAAAAGUUCGUGUUGACGAGGUAGAGAAGCUCCUGCAGGUUGCAGCACAUGGCAAUGGAAUAGAAUGGCUGAAAAGUCAAUUUCAUUUGUACGAUGCAGACGGAGACGAUGUUGUGAAUGAGGCCGAAUCGAAGCUCAUUUUGGACUCCAUGAUCGCUACGCAGAAGGCGGUGAUGACUGAGAUUUUUGCUACUCACGUUGAGAGCAUGCCCAAAAAGCACGAGAAGCUCUUCACCAAGAGCCUGUCUGAGGAGGAUUUCAAGUCAAAGAUCCCGGAGAAGGUGCGCUGCGUUUUCCACUUUGCCAACAAGCUGGACGAGGAGCGCAAGACAUAUGACUGGGAACUGUUUGAGAACUCACAGAAGGUAGAGUUUCCUGAGCUGCACAACCUACUCGCCGUCUACGCAAAGGGUUUCUAUGACGAGAGGUUUACCUUUUAUGAGCGCAAACAGGAGAAGAGGAACACGCGGUACAAGGGUCUGCUCCUCGCUGCUGCCAUUGGCCUGGGUGACUACAUCGCCGCUGUGAUUUAG
Molecule: messenger RNA, 1002 nt
Organism: Phytophthora nicotianae INRA-310
Lineage: Eukaryota; Oomycota; Peronosporomycetes; Peronosporales; Peronosporaceae
Exons: 7
Coding region: 1-1002 (333 amino acids)
Molecular function (GO): calcium ion binding
Source: RefSeq, a predicted model, not a curated record